AUGUACAAAUCUACCUUGAAACACGCUCUCAGAAAAUCGAGCACAGUAGCAACAGUCAAUUCGCUAUCAAACUUCGAAGCAGGCUCGAGAAUUUUCUCCCUAAUUCAACCAACCGGAGCCGUCCAUCUUGGAAACUACUUAGGUGCACUCAAAAAUUGGAAAGAUAUCCUAAAAAAUGUCCCUGAAGGAACAGAGUGCCUCUUCGGAACGGCUGAUUUGCAUUCUUUGACUCAAACUCCAAAAGCAGAGACUCUUCACGAGAAUAGAUAUGGCGCCAUAGCCGCAAUUAUAGCCUCAGGUGUGGAUCCGAAGAAAUGCACAUUAUUCCACCAAUCUAGUGUUCCAGAACAUGCCGAGUUAUACUGGAUCUUUACAUGUAUCACAAGUAUCGGUGCAUUGAACAGAAUGACUCAAUGGAAGCUGAAACUGCUGGUAUCUGACGCUAGUGACAUUUUCGAUGAGAAGGUGAUGGGCCAGACAAAGGCUGGCGUCUUGCAGUAUCCAGUUCUACAAGCGGCUGAUAUUUUGAUAUAUAAUGCGACCCAUGUGCCUGUGGGCGAAGAUCAAUCUCAGCAUUUGGAGUUGACUCGGAGCAUUGCACAAACAUUCAACCAUACCUACGGGAAGUAUUUUACUCUUCCUCGCACCAUUCUCACUCCUACAAAGAAGAUUUUGGCCUUGAGAAAUCCAGCGAAAAAGAUGUCAAAGUCAGACGCCGAUCAGUCGUCAUCGAUUUACUUGAACGAUGACGCUGCCACUAUUGCACGUAAAUUCAAGAAGGCCGUUACUGAUUCUAUUCAGGGACCGGUCACUUUUGACCCGGAAACCCGUCCUGGAGUGGCUAAUAUAGUGAGCAUCAUUUCGGCAAUCCAAGACAAAUCUGUAGAGGAGACCGUUUCUGACUUAUCCUGGGUCCAGAACCACAAGCAAUUGAAAGAUUACGUCACGGAGGUAGUUGUAGAGGAAUUCAAGGACAAAUCAGACCUCUAUAACAGACUCAUAAAUGACAAGGCAUACAUUGACGAGAUCUGUUCGAACGGUAAGGAGCAAGCGCGUGAAAUUGCCUCGAAGAACCUUUUGGAAGUCAAACAACUCGUGGGAUUAGCAUAG
Molecule: messenger RNA, 1110 nt
Organism: Australozyma saopauloensis
Lineage: Eukaryota; Fungi; Ascomycota; Pichiomycetes; Serinales; Metschnikowiaceae
Gene: MSW1
Product: tryptophan--tRNA ligase
Exons: 1
Coding region: 1-1110 (369 amino acids)
Biological process (GO): mitochondrial tryptophanyl-tRNA aminoacylation
Cellular component (GO): mitochondrion; mitochondrial matrix
Molecular function (GO): tryptophan-tRNA ligase activity; ATP binding
Source: RefSeq, a predicted model, not a curated record